Messenger RNA from Manis javanica (Malayan pangolin), 516 nucleotides. It is a transcript of the gene HCST, whose product is annotated as hematopoietic cell signal transducer. The record is from RefSeq and is a predicted model, not a curated record. Gene Ontology annotation, molecular function: phosphatidylinositol 3-kinase binding; signaling receptor binding. Gene Ontology annotation, biological process: regulation of immune response; positive regulation of phosphatidylinositol 3-kinase/protein kinase B signal transduction. NCBI's taxonomy places the organism in Eukaryota, Metazoa, Chordata, Mammalia, Pholidota, Manidae. Gene Ontology annotation, cellular component: membrane.
GGGCCUGGAAUUCUGGCUCUGACCAAGGGGGUGCAUGCAGGUGGCCUCUAUUCCUGGGCCCUGGCUAGGAAGGGGUGGAGGUCUGGACUUCCUGGUCUGGCGGGAGGAAAGGUCUGUGGGACUUCUCUGGACCAAAGCCCUUUACCAGGCCCCUUCCAGCCCCCAUCCCGCCAUGGGCCCUCCAGGCGACAUCCUGCUUCUGCUCUUGCUCCCAGUGGCUGCAGCUCAGAUAACCCCAGGUUCCUGUUCCGGAUGUGGGCCCCUGUCCCUGCCACUCCUGGCUGGCCUCCUGGCUGCUGAUGCUGUGCUGUCACUGCUCAUUGUGGCUGUGGUGUGUGUGUGCACACGCCCCCGUGGCAGGCCCACCCAAGAUGGCAAAGUCUACAUCAACAUGCCUGGCAGGGGCUGACCCCCUGUAACUGACCUUUGACUUCUAACCCUCUCAUCCUGGAUUAUGUGUGGUGGCACAAGAAACCCCCUCCCACCUUAGGGUUGGAAUAAAGCAAUUAAAAUCUU